Messenger RNA from Pimephales promelas (fathead minnow), 1362 nucleotides. Lineage: Eukaryota; Metazoa; Chordata; Actinopteri; Cypriniformes; Leuciscidae. The record is from RefSeq and is a predicted model, not a curated record.
UGCACCGCAUGGGCGGGUAAUACUAAUGCGCGUGUACAUGUAGAUCAAUUAGAAGAAGCUCACGGCUGGUGGUCAAACCGCUGACAGAACCUCCUCAACACAACUGAAGUAGCCUAGUAGCCUAUAAACAGUAGCUGAGCACAGCGCGCGCGCAGGUCACACGCGCCAUUGGAUGCUUAACUAUGGGUGACCCUUUUAACAGCAGCAGCAGGGUGUUUAACCGAACCCUUCAGGGUCAUGUCACUUUUGGAAAUCUGGAGGACAUUGACGUGACUGCGGACAGGAGUCCGGUCUUGAGGAUCAUGAUCUCCGUGGUGUACAUUCUCGUGUGCGCAAUAGGCUUAUUUGGGAAUUCGCUCGUCCUUCUCAUCAUGAGGGUGAAACAUUGCAAACAGAGGACCACCACCAAUGUGUUCAUCAUUAACUUAGCUGUCACAGACAUCCAGUUCGUUCUGACAUUACCGUUUUGGGCGGUGGAUACCGCUCUGGAUUUCAGCUGGCCGUUUGGAGACGCCAUGUGCAAGAUCAUCCUCUCCGUCACUGUGAUGAACAUGUACGCCAGCGUCUUCUUCCUCACUGCUAUGAGCAUCACUCGAUACUACUCCGUUGCUUCAGCCACCAAGAGCAGAGUCCGACCCCCAGCAUCGUGCUCUGUCAAGUGGGUUUGCGCGUUUUUGUGGGUCGUUGCCACAGUCGCCACCGCGCCAACAUCCAUUUUCUCCACUGUGACAAUCGUGGCUGGAGAGAAGCUCUGUUUACUAAAGUUUCCCGCCGGACACUACUGGCUAGCAUUUUAUCAUUUGCAAAAAAUUAUGAUCGCUUUUAUUCUGCCCAUGUUGAUCAUUUCCGUGUCCUAUUUGUUGCUUCUGAGAUUUGUGAGAAAACGAAAUCUGAGUAACACUCAUUCAAACCGCAAGAUUCAUGUUACCAAAUCUAUCACAGUUGUGGUUCUUUCAUUCUUUCUUUGCUGGAUGCCGAACCACGCAAUUACAUUUUGGGGUGUGCUGGUCAAGCUGAACGUGAUUCACUGGGAUGAGGCUUAUUAUAUUGUCCAUACUUAUGUAUUCCCUGUGACUGUUUGCUUAGCGCAUACUAAUAGUUCAUUAAAUCCUUUUAUUUAUUGUCUUACGAGAAGGGAAUUGAGAAAGAAACUGAAAAAUUGUCUGUCAAAUAUUGCCCCUUGGUUAUUCAAAAGGUCUCUUUAGAAAUCUAGAAGGCCUGCGUGAACUGAGAUGCGGCACAAACGCAUGGAAAUUAAAAUUGCAGAUCGACUAAUAAUAUUUAUGCUGAAGCAAUGUGUACAUUUGAAUGUUUAAUUGACACAAUUAUAGUAAAAUAAUUAUCAUAAAAAUAUGCAAUAUU